AUGAUUGUUAUAAAUACAUAUGUUUUACAUCGACGUGAAGAAUAUUGGCCUAAUGCACUUGAAUUUGGUCAUAAACGAUGGAUGCAUGAUACAGCCACUAAUCUCAAACCAAAAUUAGCUCAUCCAUUUGCUGCAGGACCAAGAAAUUGUAUUGGACAAAACUUUGCUUUGCUUGAAGUUAAAGUUAUUCUAGCUAUGUUUAUACAACGUUGCACGUUCGAAUUAGUUCCUGGUCAAAUAAUCGUACCUGAACAGAAAGGAGUAACUAUGUCACCUAAGUAUGGAAUGUUAGUUAAUUUGAAAAAAAGAAAUUUUUGA
Molecule: messenger RNA, 318 nt
Organism: Adineta steineri
Lineage: Eukaryota; Metazoa; Rotifera; Eurotatoria; Adinetida; Adinetidae
Source: the annotation of a GenBank genome assembly